AUGUAUAGAUUAUUAUUAGUUGAUUUAUGUCGAACAGUAAGUCAACGUUUUAUAACAACAACACCAUCAAGAAUUUCACCAAUAGGUGAUAAACCUAUUCAAUUAUAUUCAUUAGCUACACCAAAUGGACAAAAAAUAGGUAUUGCACUUGAAGAAUUUGGACUUGAAUAUGAUGCACAUUUAAUUGAUAUAAGUCAAGAUAUUCAAUACGAGGAUUGGUUUAAAAAGUUAAAUCCAAAUUCAAAAAUUCCCAUUCUUGUUGAUCGUCAACCUAUUGGUAAUCAUAAACAACCAAUAACUAUAUUUGAAAGUGGUGCAAUUUUAAUUUACCUUGCUGAUAAGACAGGCAAAUUUCUUGCAUCCACAGGUACACAUCAACGAUAUGAAACAAUUCAAUGGCUUAUGUGGCAAAUGAGUGGUGUUGGACCUAUGUUUGGACAAGCUAAUCAUUUUCAUAGAGCAGCUAAAGAGGAUAUCGUCUAUGCUAAAAAUCGUUAUUUAAAUGAAGCUAAACGUUUAUUAAAAGUACUUGAUACACAAUUAGCUAAAACAAAUGCAUUUGUUAGUGGCAGUGAUUAUACAAUAGCUGAUAUAGCUACGUUUCCAUGGGUACGGUUUUUUAUAAAAGUUUAUAAAGAUAAAUUAGAUGAAAAUGCUUACUCAAAUAUUGAAAAAUGGUUAACACUAAUUGAAGGUCGACCCCAAGUACAAAAAGGCCUUAAGGUCUGUUCUAAAAAUGCCUAA
Rotaria sp. Silwood1 is the source of this 744-nucleotide messenger RNA. The record is from the annotation of a GenBank genome assembly. Lineage: Eukaryota; Metazoa; Rotifera; Eurotatoria; Philodinida; Philodinidae.